Messenger RNA from Acaromyces ingoldii, 2153 nucleotides. RefSeq names its product putative PDC1-pyruvate decarboxylase, isozyme 1. Gene Ontology annotation, molecular function: magnesium ion binding; carboxy-lyase activity; thiamine pyrophosphate binding. The transcript is spliced from 2 exons. The record is from RefSeq and is a predicted model, not a curated record. NCBI's taxonomy places the organism in Eukaryota, Fungi, Basidiomycota, Exobasidiomycetes, Exobasidiales, Cryptobasidiaceae. Bases 117 to 1982 code for a protein of 621 amino acids.
UCCACCUUCUGAGAUCCGGCGGGCCGGUUGGGUUCGCAGGGAGGAAGAAACAGUACAGAAUCUCCUCUCACGACGCACAAAGGGUGGACGACCAUAGUCAAAUCAUACGGAAGAAGAUGUCGCAAGGAAAAGAGAUGCACCUGGGGAACUUUCUCCUCUCGCGUCUGGCCGAGCUGGGCGCCAAGACCAUCCAAGGCGUGCCCGGCGACUACAACAUGGGCUUCCUAGACCAGAUCGAGGAUCACCCGCAGGUGCGCUGGUGCGGCAACGCAAACGAGCUCAACGCUGCCUACUCUGCGGACGGAUAUGCGAGGACCGCUUUUCCGGGCCACAACGGGUUGGACAAGACCACGACGACGGGAAGAGGAAAGGUCGGCGUGGUGGUCACCACGUUUGGCGUGGGCGAGCUGAGCGCCCUCAACGGCAUCGCCGGGUGCUUUGCGGAGAGGUUGCCUGUCGUCCACAUCGUCGGCACUCCGUCAACAUCGGCGCAGGGCGACCAUGCACUACUCCAUCACACCCUCGGCGAUGGCAGGUUCGAUGCAUUUGAGGAGAUGUCAAGGAAAAUCUCGAUUGCAAGCGUUCGCCUUGGUGACUUUAAAGAUGAUGCCACGGGAGCAGUGACGGCUAUCGAUCGCGCACUUACUGUGGGAUUUAGGCAAGCGAGGCCCAUCUACAUUUCCUUGCCGACCGACCUGGUCAAUAUGACGGUGCCCGCCAGCUCUUUAGAGAAGAAGUUAUCUCUGGACGAAGAGGCAGACGACGCAGAUGCCGGAAAGGCGUGCCUCGAAGAGGUUGUGAGUCGCAUCAAACGAGCAAAGGACCCCAUCAUUCUCGUCGACGCGUGCACCAUCCGCCAUGGCUGCCUUCAGGAGGCCCAUCAGCUCGUCAAUGAGAGCGGCCUUCCGGUCUUUUCCACACCCAUGGGCAAGGGUGCAAUCGAUGAGACUCAUCCCCAAUUCGGAGGCAUUUAUGUCGGCACCAACACGGAGCCAGCCAUCAAGGAGCUCGUCGAAUCGUCGGACCUCAUUAUCUCCCUCGGAGCUCUGCUGAGCGACUUCAAUACGGCCAACUUCUCGUAUCGCACACCACGAAGCAACACCAUCGAGUUUCACUCGACACGCGUCAUGGUCGGCCAUGCCACUUACCAGGGUGUGUCGAUGAAGAACAUUCUCCCGAGGGUAACUUCGGCCAUCUCCGGCGAUCUUUCCAAGCGGCUUGCCGAGACAAAGAAACAGCUGAACAAGUACGAAAAUCGGCUUCCAAGUCGAGAGGAAGAGGGCGAGAAUGCAGGCCCAGAUGGUCAAGCGAUCAGCCAGGAGUGGCUCUGGCCUCGCAUUGGUCAGUUCCUCAAGCCGUCUGACCAGAUCAUUGCGGAGACGGGCACUUCUGCGUUUGGCUCGCUUGCCAUUAGGCUGCCCGGCUCCAAGAUUCCCUCGUUCCACGCCCAGAUCCUGUGGGGCUCCAUCGGCUGGUCUGUGGGCGCGUGCCUUGGCAUCUCGUUGGCAUCACGCGAGGAGAAUCUUGGCCGCGUCAUGCUAUUUGUCGGCGAUGGCUCUUUACAGCUCACUGUGCAAGAGAUUAGCACGAUGGUCCGAGAGGGUCUCACACCCAUCCUCUUCGUCCUCUCGAACGAGGGCUACGAGAUCGAGCGCAAGAUUCAUGGCCCGCAGAGGAGCUACAACAAUGUGGCAACGUGGGACCACGAGAAGCUUCUCGAAUCGUUUGCAGACCCGCUCAGGGAUUCGUCGGUCGGAGGCGAUCGACAGAAUUUCAAGGAGAGCCACGAGCACGACAUCAAACCGAGCGAGACCAAGUAUUACGCCGUCAAGACGAAGAAGCAGCUCGAGGAUCUUCUCAACGAUGAGGCGUUCAACAAGGCCGAUAAGCUGCAGCUCGUUGAGAUCUAUAUGCGAAGGGGCGAUGCACCCAAGGCCCUUCUCGGCCAGGCAAAGACGACGCAGGCCAGUAACCGUUAUUGAUCGUUGUUCAGUCUUGUGUCCCCCUCUGCAAGCCAUGUCUAGGCCGUCUAUCGGAUGUUGCGAUUCCUUACUAAAAUAUAGCUCAAGCUACUUCACACUCGAUCUUCCUUUGUACAUGCAUGCGUGCGAAGCGCAAGGGUGGUAUGAUGCCUGGCGCAAUAUUUGCAAAAG